ACCGAGAUAUUUGGCUAACCAUGAGGGUCUUUAGUUUACAAGUCUUUAGCAUUUUUAUUUUUGCUGGAAUCUUUCAAUGUAAUGCACAGGCUCGUUACACAUUUGUGGUGGAGGAAACUACAAUCACAAGACUUUGCAGCAAUAAUACGAUCUUGACGGUGAAUGGACAAUUUCCAGGACCAACGCUCUAUGUAAACAAAGGCGACACAAUCAUUGUAGACGUUAUAAAUAAGGGCAACUAUAACAUCACUAUUCACUGGCAUGGAGUGAAGCAGCCUCGGAAUCCAUGGUCAGAUGGUCCUGAAUGGAUCACACAAUGCCCUAUACAACCGGGGGCAAACUUUACUCAGACGAUAAUAUUUUCAACUGAAGAAGGGACUCUUUGGUGGCACGCUCACAGCGACUGGGCUCGAGCCACAGUUCAUGGUGCUGUAGUAAUAUAUCGCAAGAAUGGAACCAGCUAUCCAUUCCCAAAACCUGACGUCGAAGUUCCCAUUAUAUUAGGAGAGUAUUGGAAGAGCAAUAUUUAUACUGUGUAUGAUCAGUUUCUUCAAUCCGGAGGGGAUCCAAAUGUUUCGGAUGCAUACUUGAUCAAUGGUCAGCCUGGUGAUCUGUAUGCGUGCUCAAGUCCAGGAACAUUUAAGCUAACUGUUGACUAUGGGUUGACUUAUCUUCUCCGGAUAAUCAACGCUGCCAUGCAAGACCUUCUUUUCUUCGGCGUUGCGAAUCAUUCUCUGACGGUGGUUGGAUCAGACGCCAGCUACACGAAGCAAUUCACGAGCAAUUACAUCACAAUUAGCCCUGGGCAAACCAUUGAUGUUUUGUUACACGCUAAUCAAACGCCUGAUCAUUAUUAUAUGGCUGCUAAAGCCUAUUCCAGUACAGUUAAUCUUUCCUUUGAUAACACAACCACCACUGCUAUUAUUCAAUACAGUGGAAAUUACACUCCUUCAUCAACUCCCCCAUUGCCCAGUCUUCCUCUUUAUAACGACACCAAUGCCUCGGUGAAUUUCACCGGAAGUCUUCGCAGCUUAGCCAAUCAAAAUCACCCUAUUAAUGUCCCAAAGAAUAUUACUCACAAAUUCUUUUACACACUUUCAGUGAACGCAUUUCCCUGCGCUAACAAUUCAUGUUCCGGACCUAACGGGACAAGACUUGCUGCUAGUGUAAACAAUAUAAGCUUCGUGGAUCCACACGUUGAUAUACUACAAGCUUAUUAUAAUAACAUCAAUGGCGUUUAUGGAACUCGAUUCCCAGAUUUUCCACCACUGGUAUUCAACUACACGGCUACGUAUUUGCCACUAUAUUUAGAGAUAUCACAACGAGCCACUGAGGUGAGAGUCCUAGAAUAUAAUUCUACAGUUGAGAUUGUUUUUCAAGGAACAAAUGUUGUUGCUGGGGCAGAUCACCCCAUGCAUUUACAUGGAUUCAGUUUCUAUGUCGUUGGAUCGGGGCUCGGAAAUUUCAACAACAUUACAGAUCCAUUGAAUUAUAAUCUCGUUGAUCCUCCUUUGCAAAACACCAUUGCCGUCCCGAUAAACGGAUGGACCACCAUUCGAUUCAGGGCAAGUAAUCCUGGAGUUUGGUUCAUGCACUGCCAUUUAGAUAGACACAUGAGUUGGGGCAUGGAUGCGGUGUUUAUAGUGAGAAAUGGUAACACAUCAAAUGCACAACUGUUACCUCCUCCAACUAUGCCACCAUGUUGAUUGUUGAAGCUUAAUCUUAUCUUGCUCUACGAUGAAAUUCGACAUUUAGUUUAUCGAGCAUUGGGUUCAUAUAUUAUUUCACUAUUUUAAUUUCAAUAAUUUUACAAAAUUGAAUUCUCGCAAAUCUUGUGCGAGCAUUUGAAAUUGUAAAGAGUUGUUUGACAUUUUCUAUGUAUUCGAUUUUAAAUGUGUUCUGCGUUGAGAACAAUUGUCAAUAGAUUUCAAUUCACUGUAUAAUUUCUUUAGAAACAAUAUAAUCGUUGUUAAGUAUA
This is a messenger RNA of Mangifera indica (mango), 1978 nucleotides long. RefSeq names its product laccase-15-like. Bases 21 to 1706 code for a protein of 561 amino acids. The record is from RefSeq and is a predicted model, not a curated record. Gene Ontology annotation, molecular function: copper ion binding; hydroquinone:oxygen oxidoreductase activity. NCBI's taxonomy places the organism in Eukaryota, Viridiplantae, Streptophyta, Magnoliopsida, Sapindales, Anacardiaceae. Gene Ontology annotation, biological process: lignin catabolic process. Gene Ontology annotation, cellular component: apoplast. The transcript is spliced from 6 exons.